ACCUGCCAAUUGCCUUUAAAUCUUCAAAUAAGAGACACUAUAAGCCUCUCCCUCAGGGUGGGAAGGUUACCUUGCAUACACAUGCAAAUUAAGGGAAAAAAAGCAGUUCCUAAAAUGUAAUGAGCUUCUUUUUUUGCAGUCACUCUGGACACAGGACCGAUGCUUCCUGUACCCUGAUGCACUGCAAUAUUUGCUUCACUGAGAAUGCCUCCACUCCUGGUUAACAGCAGUUCACAUGAACAGGAUGCUAUAUAUUAUGCACCAGAAUCCAUUGGUUCCCUGGUUAUCUUCAUCCUCGUUUUCAUCAUAGGUAUCCCAGGCAAUGGGUUGGUUAUCUGGGUAGCUGGUUUGAAAAUGAAGAGGUCUGUGAACAUCAUCUGGUUCCUAAACCUUGCUGUGGCUGACUUCAUGUGCUGCUUAUCUCUGCCAUUCUUCAUUGUUCACUUGUUCCUCAACGAACACUGGCCAUAUGGUUGGUUUCUCUGUAAAGUCAUCCCAUCAGUCAUAAUCUUCACCAUGUUUGCUAGUGUUUUCCUACUUAUGGUGAUCAGCAUCGACCGGUGCCUCCUAGUGAUGAAACCCGUCUGGUGUCAAAAUCAUCGAACAAUUAAGUUUAUUUCACUACUAUGCAGUGGCAUUUGGAUCCUGGCCUUUAUUUUCUGCUGUCCUGUCUUUCACUACCGCAACACAAUCACUGAUGGUGGAAAAACUGAGUGUGGGUACAAUUUUGGAGAUUAUGAAAUACUAGAAUAUAUGGAUGACAGUGAUCCUGUAACUGGGUUAUUGGAAGAAUACUCACCUUUAGUACCAGCUGUCACAUAUGUUGGCACCAUCUUUGCUCAUCAGCCUACUGAUAGUUAUAGCUACCUAGAUUUUCAAGCAAACAGCAUAUCCACCAACAAAGGCAUAAUUGCAGAAGCUCACCUUUCUCAUGCCACUGUAGAUGUGAACUCCUUGUUAAAUUCAACUGCCUAUCCUGACAUCAGGCUAUUGGAAUCUCAGAGUGAUCUACCUAACACCAACUUGCCUGUACCAUCCAACAAUGACUUCAAUUUAAAGCUACUUGAUCCUCCUCUUGAUUUGCUUGAUUUUGACAGUGUCUUCAGUGGUAAUGAUUAUGCCAUGCCCUUUCCUUUAACUGUAAUAACUAUUACUAGGGCUGUCUUUGGCUUCAUACUUCCCUUCUGCAUAAUGGCAGUUUGCUAUGCCCUUAUUGCUUUCAGGAUGCGUGCAAGUAAUUAUCGUAAGCCACAAAGCAAGAUGCUGAGAACUAUCAUUCUUGUGGUAGUUGCAUUUUUUGUCUGCUGGGCUCCCUACCAUAUAGUUGGGAUUCUGUCCCUUGUGGCUACUCCUGGUACAGAACUGAAGGAGUCACUGAUCCUCUGGGAUCACCUCUCUGUAGCACUUGCAUAUGCUAACAGCUGCAUCAACCCUCUGUUGUAUGUUUUUGUGGGGCGGGACUUCAGGGCAAAGGCAAGGCAAUCACUGCAAGGAGUCUUGGAAGGAGUAUUUACUGAGGAACCAACAUGUUCAAGCCCUUACUCUGUUGACAGAAGCAAGACUUCAAAAGAUAAGGAUGUUAGUACCACAGUCUAAUGCAGGACUUCCCAUCAUUACUGCAGAAAGAAUUCUGUACAUCAACAACUCUCCACUUUUUUUUGCUUUAACACAUCUGAUUACUGAACAGAACUGCACACAGGGCACAGUGAUGGUUCACAUCAGAUCUGCUAAUCCACUUUAUAUCCUACUAUAGCAAGAUGGGAAGUUGGAAAUACUAAGAGUAAUAAUCUCUUGUGAAAGACCAGUGAAGCAAGAGACCCAGCAUACAUUAAAGAGUAAAGAAGGCUUGCAGAAUGGUUUGUAGUGCAGUCAUGUACUUCAAUUUCUGAACUGCUGAAUAACAAAAUAAUCAGUUAUUCACAGAAGUCUAUUAAAGAUGUUCUGCAUCUCCUGUCUCUGAUAAAAUGCAGGUGAAACCAACACUGAUGUCUCUCCUCUGACUAUACUUGGUUCUGAAAAUUUUUUUUCUGAAGAUACUUAGAGAGAGAAGUGCUACAUUUUACUACAGCACUGCAUAGGAACAACACAUACUCCAGUCAGCUGCACUGAACUGAUUUUCAUUCCCUGGUAGAUGUACAAGGUAUCAUUUUUAUACCAGGAAAUAUAUCAUUGUAUAGUGGUAACUGCACUAAUUCUCAUGCUGUAACUAUGUUCAUUAGUAUGUACUCACUGGCUCCUCAGCACUCCUACCAUUAGCGUCCUAAACUUUCCUUUAAGGUGGUGUUUGAGGCUGCCCAAAUAUUCCUACUGUAUUUUAGCUUAUUGCAAGCAGAGUUUGAGGAGCUUCUCAGCCACAAUGUAGUUUUCACAGCUUUUCUGGCCAAGAUGAAAGUUGAAAGAUGCACUGGUCUUAGUGCUGGGAAAACAGACAGCUGUUAGGACUUCUGACUCUUGAUAACCAGAAAAGUCUCAGUUGCAAUGUACGCUUAAGUGGAGGCUGUUAAUUUAGUAAUGUCCACACCCAAAUUUUCUUUUCAAGGUAACUAGUAAACAGGAACCAAGCCCACAUGCUAGACGCAGCCAAAAGAAAUGCAAUACUGGCAUGAAAGUGUUAAACCGUAAACACUUUUAUUUAAGAAAGCAUGCACAAAAAUAAAUUUGUGAUACCUCUCUGCCUGACCCUUGACACAAAGCACUGUGGGUUGCUACUGUGGAGCUGUAAGAGCUCUGCAUGGCAGGUUUGAUUCCCUUCACUCCCCACAGCUGGUAUCAGUGCAGAGACCCAAAUAGGCAACCCAGUGCCUUCCCAUCCACUGGCAAUUUACAUGUAAUUCAGGGGCAGAGGAAUGAGUCACAAGAUUUGACAUGCAUUUACAUAUGCAAGUGAUGGUUGUAAUGGAUGGAUGCAAGUAAUACGCAGAUGAUGUAAAUAUGCAAAAUGUGGGCACAAGCAUUCGUGGAAGGAGUCAUCUUUCUUUUUUCUUCCCGCGGUUUCAGAUUUCCAUGGGCCCAGCUCUGCAAUAUGAUCUGCAAAGCGCUAACUGGCACAAACUACAGGUUGGUUUUGGUGCCACAUUCCACAGAAACCCAAUCACACAUGCUUCCAAGCUGCAUCGUUAUCAUCCCGAAUUGGAGGCAGCACAGACAACAGCUAACUCCAUGUUAAAGUUGGCUCUGGGAUCCCUCAUUCCUCAUACUCAAUGAUAUCCCCACCCAAUACACACACAUAAAAAAGAAAAAGAAAAAAAAAAAAAGAAAUAUCCCUUCCACCUCCUUCCUUCAGUCAGAAUAGAGGUUUUUACCUUCUUUGCCCCAGGUUUGUCAAAGCCACCAUGAUGUUUUAUUUCUGUGUUGUUCCUCUUACUGAUAAACAAGGAAUAAAAGUUGGGAUGGGCUUUACAAAAUACUAAAAUGAAACAAGAGGUUUGACAGAACACAACUGUACAA
This is a messenger RNA of Lagopus leucura (white-tailed ptarmigan), 3447 nucleotides long. Its product is annotated as C3a anaphylatoxin chemotactic receptor-like. The record is from RefSeq and is a predicted model, not a curated record. Gene Ontology annotation, molecular function: G protein-coupled receptor activity; complement component C5a receptor activity; complement component C3a receptor activity. Gene Ontology annotation, cellular component: plasma membrane. NCBI's taxonomy places the organism in Eukaryota, Metazoa, Chordata, Aves, Galliformes, Phasianidae. The coding region runs from base 205 to 1596 and encodes 463 amino acids. Gene Ontology annotation, biological process: positive regulation of cytosolic calcium ion concentration; complement receptor mediated signaling pathway; chemotaxis. The transcript is spliced from 2 exons.